Messenger RNA from Suillus discolor, 1547 nucleotides. RefSeq lists its product as uncharacterized. The coding region runs from base 253 to 1323 and encodes 356 amino acids. Lineage: Eukaryota; Fungi; Basidiomycota; Agaricomycetes; Boletales; Suillaceae. The transcript is spliced from 9 exons. The record is from RefSeq and is a predicted model, not a curated record.
UGAUAAGUCUAGCGCUCGCACUAGUACUUAUGGCAUUCCACUAGUCCUCCGACAGGGUCAGGGCUUGGACGUCGACCCUAGGUUUGUCCGGCUCGGGUCUGCUCACGAACACAUAUAUAUUUCCACCGAUAAUUGCUGAAUAUUUCCUCUGACUGUACAUCCAACUUCAAAGUUCACAGUGAGGCAGUCUCGGACUUUUGCCAUUUUUUCUCUUUCAAUUUUAGUCCCUCCUUUAUACUGACGUUGCCAGUGAUGUUGACCCCUUCCAUCAUCGAUCCGGUUGCACGCAACAUUGUUAUAAUAACAACGACUUUAUCCACGCUCAUGGUUAUCGAGUAUAUUUGGUCUUUUACCGAUGAAAUCCGGCUAGUCUGGCCGCGAUUUUUGAAGACCACGGAAGCUAAGAUUUACGUGGUGACCAGGUAUGCUGGUGUGGCUGGCCAAAGCUUCAACAUCUGGUUUGCAUUUAGGAUGGUCUCGGGGGCUCCCAAUAGUCCGUCCACUUGCAGAGCAUGGUAUUUGUACCAGACCUUGAUGACCCAGUGUCUGCUGCUUUCAGUAGAGUCAUUACUCAUGCUGCGGGUGUACAAGAUGUAUAGAAAAGGUAAAUCUAUCUGUGCACUCUUGACCGUCUUUGGUGGCGCACAGCUUGCCGCCAAUGCAGCCAGUGUUCGAUCAGUUAUAACUGGUAUUAGCUAUACCCCCACUUGUGUCAUCAUCUCGCCUCACCACAGUAGGAUCUAUGUCGGCGUCUCAAUCAUUGUAACGUUCAUGGUUAUCCUUUCCACGAUGUUAUGGAGAUUCUUCGGAAGCUCAUCCGGCCUGUCGGAAGCUCCCCGUGCUUGGCUCAAGCUUGCGGUCCGUGACGGCAGCUGCACGACCAUUGCGAUAAUGAUGAUCUUCAUCUUUAUGUUUCUCUGCAACACGCGCGUCAUCAACACACAGAUGAGUGGAAACAUCAUCUUUUACGUACUGUUUUCCUUCCUUUGGUUUGCUGCUGGACGCAUAGUCCUUCAUCACGCAAAAUUUCGUAACAUCCAGGGUGACAUUAAUGACCCAAGGUUGACUCAGACGAUCGAGGUGGACCCUGAUGACAUUAGACCUUUUGAUGAUUCUGAUGCAUGUCCAACGAGUCCCUCCGACUUCGAGGUCGAGUCGACUGAAGUUUCUACCCCAUUCGACUCCAUGUCAGAUGCGGGAACAAGGGAUAUCGCUGACGGACACCUUUGCGGGGAAGACAAUAUGCAGUUGUCGAGAUGCGCACCUACAUUCAUACUCAUCGAAAGAUGCAUCAGUGGUAGGGGUUCGGGCUUUAAGAAGUAAAGCAAUUCUAUUUGUUUCAUAAGAUGAUCAUAAGUUUCGUAGUACAUACUUCACAUCACUAAUGGUUUUACAUUAUCAGGCAUAUGGUGCCAUUCUUCGACUGAAAGUAUUGUCAGAGUUACCCAGAUUCCGGAACGCAACCUGCAUGUCACAUCUCUAUACAAGCGGUGACUUUCGGUCGUUGUUUUAUUACAAAGGCAGACUUUGUACACUAUAUUUCACCA